Messenger RNA from Trypanosoma rangeli, 2793 nucleotides. Its product is annotated as cullin-4B. The record is from RefSeq and is a predicted model, not a curated record. Gene Ontology annotation, cellular component: cullin-RING ubiquitin ligase complex. Gene Ontology annotation, molecular function: ubiquitin protein ligase binding. Lineage: Eukaryota; Euglenozoa; Kinetoplastea; Trypanosomatida; Trypanosomatidae. The transcript has a single exon. Gene Ontology annotation, biological process: protein ubiquitination. The coding region runs from base 1 to 2793 and encodes 930 amino acids.
AUGCCGGUGGAGGCGUGCGGUGACGUCGAGGAGGCGACGACGGGAGCGCGGCCAUGUGAGGAAGUUGUCGCCACUCGCCUCCGCGAGGCCUACGCUGCGUUGGACCGCGCCAGCUUCGAUGCCUCCGGUGUGCAGGCCCUCUCGCCCCGCAUCCCAUGUGCCUCCAGUCUGCUGGAGACAUUACCGUGUCUCCGCGAACUCUGCACGGUGACGCUUAACCUUGAGGUGCUGCUGCGGUGUCGCAAUGAGAACGCGCUUUAUGCAGUGCGGGAGAAGUACCUGAGAUGUCACAGGUACAUCUUCCACACCCUCAACGGCGUGCACGACAUUCACGGAUUCCUGCGGUACUGGGUGAGGGGUGUGGUGGCCUACGAGUUUUGCGAGAUGCAGCGGUACAUGGACGGCGGCUGCUGUGAUGACGCAGAAGCACGGGACGGUGAGCAGGGAGGAGUGGAGCGGGCAAUAGAACAUGCUGUCGAGUUGCGAGAGGCACUGCAUCGUCUCCCCAAGCUUGUGGCAUUUUUGUUUCCGGUAAACAGCCGACAAGCUGAGAUGCGGGGAGGUGGUGACGUGAUGAACGAGGAGGUGAGGCAUAUUCUUAAUGAGCCGACGAAGCAGCAGGUUCUGCGGCGUCUUCUGAUGGAGGUCCUGCAGAGCCGGCGUGAGUGGAAGUUUGGCGUGCCAAGCUGUGAGGCCGUCGGUGCUGUGCGCCACGGGUGCCCCAACACUAACGCUCAGCUGCAUGACUUGCAGGGGCCAAAGAAGCGGCUGCGGCAGAUGCCCACGAAUUUUGCUGUUGCCAUAGCUGAGCUUCUUCAGCUCCAGCCGCAGCCGGCACGAGGUGCGGAGAGGCUUCUCGUGACCACAGUCCUGCAGAGUGUCGUGCAAGGCUGCCGAAGCUUCUUUCCGCGGGAAGCGCUGCUGUCGCUGCUGCACUUUCACACCUGUGAGGAGGCACGCCACGUGUUCCUUGUCAAGAUGUGGCCGCAGUAUUGGAACAGUGAGCUGGCGAUGACGCGAGAGCUGCCCGGUGUAGUGGAGGAAGGCGUGAAGGGCCUCCUCACCAAACUUGUGUUCCUGUGGGAGGCUGGUAUUGACGCGCCCGUGCAUGGGCCCCUCAACACCGUAUCAGGCCUGCAGCACUGUUACGUCUUUCACCUGCUGCGGGUGACGCUGCGGCCGCUCCUCGAGGAGCUGUUUGCCCUCGACGCCACAUUCAAGGAGAGUGCAACGCGCGGCCCUCUCAUGGUGCUGCUGGGCAUCGCCCAAGGCAUGGCGUGCGUGGAGACCCCGUCGCAGGGAGCGCCGCAGCUGUGGGAGCAGGCUGGUGCCGGCACCGUGCUGCUGGGCGAGUUCCCGAGGGAGGUUGGGUACGUCGCGAUGGCGGAGGUGUGCCGUGGGCUGCUGGAGGCGCGACUCACCGCCGCGGUGGAACACUUCCUUGGCAGCGGCGACCUUACUGAGGAGCAGCGGGGGCCGCGGCUGCUUGCCUACCUAUUGCGGACCGAGCGCGUGUUUUGCCUCCUGUGCGAGGCGCAGUCACUGGGGGCGAGGAUGCGCGACGAUGGUGGCGCCAUGGCCUGCUUCUACAGCAUUGUGAAACAUGCUGUCGCCAACCACCCGCACCGAAGCCGGGGCGCGGAUGUGUUUGCUGACACUCUUCUUGAGAGCAUGCAAACUUAUCUUCUGCAGAGGGGCCGUGAAAGGGCGGCGGGGGCAGCGCUACUGCUACGCAACGAAGACGAGUUCCUGUCGGCCGUACGGCUCACGCAGAGCGUCAUCUCAACCGAUAGAUACCUGCGGGUGUACAAGGAACUUCUUGCCUAUCGACUGCUCUACUACACGGUGAGUCGGGCACGCGACGACGGGCUGGACGCGGCAGAGGCACGACGAGAGAAGGUGCAGGCGGAAAAGGCGGCGUGCGAGCACCUCCAGGAACUAUUCCCGCUGGAGUGCGACACCGUACGGCAGAUGGUUCAAAUGUGCCUAGACAUGGAGGCAGGUGAGGAGGCACAGGCGGGGCACGACCCGCUAGCGCCGCAGGACGAGCAGGGGGGGGCCAGUGAGGAGGUGGCUGUCCGGCCCAUGUUGUGGCUUCUUUCCCGCCGCGCGUGGCCCUCGUACCCUGUGCUGGAAGAUGCCCCACAGCCGCUGCUGCGGGCUAUGCGUCAGUUUGCGCGCGUCUACCAUGCACAACACAGGGGCCGGCGCAUUGUAUGGCUUCGCACCUCCAUGGAGACCAUCACCUUCACCGUGGGCUACCCGCAGGCGACGAAGCUCAUUGUGGGUUCGCUGGAACUGUUUAACAUCUUCCACUGCCUCAGUGAGGCGGGUGCCGCCGGUGCACCGUGGACGCUUCUCGCCCAGCGCAUUGGCAAGGGGAAGACGAUGUUGCAGCGGGGGCUGAAGAAACUCCUCAAUGAUGGUUUCUUUACGGUGCAGGCAGACGCUGAGGAAGAAUGCGUUGCACUGAAUGCCAUCUUCACCUCACACCGGCCGCGCUACCACUUUCUGCAGCAACCGCCGCGGGUUGGGGCGCUCUCAGAGGUGCCCCGCACAAUCAUGGAGGAGGCGCAUCUAUCCCACACCGGCGCCAUUAUGGCGUCAGUCAUCAAGCAUAUGAAGCGCGUGCGCGCCUGCAUGUACGACGAGCUUUUCCGUGCGGUGCAGCAGCAUAACCCACAGUUUCAGCUUCAAAACAGUGAGUUUAAGAUGGCACUGGAGACGCUGAUUGAGAAGGAGUUCGUCGUGCGCGACCCGGUGCAGAAGCAGCGGUUUGUGUAUGAGGCCUGA